Hibiscus syriacus is the source of this 1323-nucleotide messenger RNA. RefSeq names its product transcription factor bHLH121-like. Lineage: Eukaryota; Viridiplantae; Streptophyta; Magnoliopsida; Malvales; Malvaceae. The transcript is spliced from 5 exons. Gene Ontology annotation, biological process: intracellular iron ion homeostasis. The record is from RefSeq and is a predicted model, not a curated record. Gene Ontology annotation, molecular function: protein dimerization activity; DNA-binding transcription factor activity. The coding region runs from base 158 to 1186 and encodes 342 amino acids.
UUUUCCCGUGGGUCGCAAAACGAUGGAAUCUCUGGUUUACGAAGCACGAUAGGCUUGUUGCGCUUCUGCGUGGAUUUCCAACCAACAAAGUCAAAAUAAGAACCAAAAUCAUACCUUUAGAUGUGAAUUUGUGAAGCUUCUGUUCAAUCUCGAAAUCAUGGAUAAACUCACAAGCGAUGCUGCUUUUGUUCAAUCCGUUCCAGCUUCUAACUCAAAUCCUUCAAUCAUCGAGUUCCGUCAACCCCCCAUCGAUCCACGCCUUCCCUCUACCGUCCGCACCCAAACCAAAUCCAGCCAAAGGGUUGAAGGGGAACCCAAGGAUUGUACCGCGGCGAGAAAACUUCAAAAGGCUGACCGUGAGAAACUAAGAAGGGAUCGUCUCAAUGAACACUUCCUUGAGUUGGGAAGUGCACUCGAUCCUGAUAGGCCUAAAAAUGACAAGGCAACCAUCCUUACGGAUACGAUUCAAUUGCUGAAGGACCUUGCAUCUCAGGUCACCAAGCUGAAAUCAGAGUAUACUACACUGACUGAAGAAUCUCGAGAGUUGACCCAGGAGAAGAAUGACCUCAAAGAAGAGAAGGCAUCUCUUAAAUUUGAUAUCGAGAAUCUUAAUAAUCAGUAUCAGCAAAGAGUCGGGACUAUGUAUCCAUGGGGGGCUGUAGAUCACUCGGUUGUCAUGGCCUCUCCUUAUCCAUAUCCAGUACCAAUGGCAAUGCCUCCACCAGGAGCCAUUCUUAUGCAUCCAUCCUUGCAGCCAUUCCCUUUCUUUGGGAAUCAAAAUCCCGGGAUCAUUCAUAACCCGUGCUCCACUUUUGUCCCAUAUAUGACUCCUAAUACUAUGGUUGAACAGCAGUCAGCACAACCUGUUGCUCCAGCUGCACAACCAAGCAGCCAUUCCCAUGCUUCCGGCAAACAAGAUUCGAAAAACAAGUUCUCAGGGGAGAGCAAGGCUGAAAAGACUGUGGAUUCAAAUGGUGUUGCUACUGAGCUUGAGUUAAAAACACCUGGUUCUACGCCAGAUCAGGACUUAUCAUCAGGGCAAAAAAAGAUGAAUAAAUCUUUAAAGAAAGACGACAAUACUACAGAGGGCAGUUAUUCAAGUAGGUGCUCUUCAUCUUAUAGUGUACUGGAUAGCUCAUCCAAUAGUAUAGUGAGUGGCACAAAGCCUGAUGAUGUAGAUGGGUAAAACGAUCGACAAAUGCCCGUGUCAGGUUGUUUGCAACUUCUGCUCAUGUUUUCCUUUUAUUCUAUGCUCUAAUAGUUCCUAAUUUCUCCUCCACUUUAGAAUCUAAUUGUUUUCCCACAAAUUUAAUCACUGGAAAA